Messenger RNA from Suillus subalutaceus, 1560 nucleotides. RefSeq lists its product as uncharacterized. Gene Ontology annotation, cellular component: nucleus. Bases 1 to 1560 code for a protein of 519 amino acids. The record is from RefSeq and is a predicted model, not a curated record. The transcript is spliced from 8 exons. Gene Ontology annotation, biological process: ubiquitin-dependent protein catabolic process; mitotic cell cycle checkpoint signaling; protein ubiquitination. Lineage: Eukaryota; Fungi; Basidiomycota; Agaricomycetes; Boletales; Suillaceae. Gene Ontology annotation, molecular function: ubiquitin-protein transferase activity.
AUGUCCCGCAGUGGAAGCACCUCCAGCUCAGCCCUGAAACGCGGGCCCCCUUCCUCAUUCGAAGGACUUGAGGACGAGACGAGCAAGAAGCGGUUCAAAGAGGACUUGGGAAAUGAGCCAGAUUGCGAGAAGUCUGCCGCUAAACCAGGUUAUGAGGCCCUUGCAGAGGAUCUUGCUCAAGAACUUCAAUGCGGUUGUUGCACUGAGCUAGUGUACCGACCGGUGGUCGUGUCCCCUUGUCAGCACUUCUUCUGCGGCAGCUGUUGCGUUUUGUGGAUUCGUGUGAGUUUUUGGUCUCCAGUCUCCAGUCGUUCCGUGGCACACCAUGCGCUUACCCGACACAUCGGGUAUUCAUGCUGGCUGCAUGCGUUCAUUCUUUCCCCCUUUUUGUAUCAUCACGGAGCUAUUGAUCUAACGAGUACCGACUCCAGAAUGGAGGUACGAACUGUCCUGCAUGUCGAGGGGUAUCUACUAUCGUUACACCAUCACGCCCCACUGCAAUCGAUCGUCGAUAUUCUUCUGCGUGCCGAUCCGUCACGAGAACGCGCUGAACGAGAACGAAUUCAGGCGGAUGAGGUAUACAAGGCUGGAUGUUCUAUGAGGAUCCCAACACCACGAGAGGCGUCACCAGAACCCAACCUGAAUCAAAAUGCGGAUUAUGUUCGCCCUUGUCCUCAUUGUACGCCGGAUAAUGCAUUCGGUUGGAGGUGCCCUCAGCCCGUCAUCGAUUACGGCGUCGACCCAGAGCGUGCGUGGCACUUGGAUGACGGUAAUCCUCCUGGUCAUGCAUUUUGCGGGAACUGCGAAAAUCUUCUCGCCUUGCGCGCUCCCUCCACAACAAAAUGUGACCUAUGCCAGGUCUCAUUUUGUGGCGUUGGUGUACCAGGGCGUUGCUUGGCGGCACCUUUGCUGUCUCAGCACCCUCACAAUAUGUCUGACCUCGGUGAUCUCAUCCAAUCAUCCGAAGUUUAUGGAUGCUUUGAUCAUAAUACCGUCGAAGUCGAUAUCAUGCUUGAUUACCUGACUGCUCAAGAACUUUCACCUCGGCAUAUUUAUCGCGAGGUUGCAUCACACAUUCUCUCUCAGCCUAAUGGUUUCCGCCCCCUAAUAGAGCUCGACUUGUUCGUGGAUAUCCACAGCGUUACCGCCGGGAUUGAUGAGAAUCCAGAUGCGCCGAGAAAUAGGAUAUGCAGACAGUGUGCUACAGAAGUCAUGCUCUGGGGUAUUAAGGACUGGUGGAUACGAGAAAGGCAGAAGGGUUUUCUUGAGGAAACUGUGACUCGCCGACCUGACUGUAAGGAAGGCACCUCCUGCAGCAGACAGAAAGAUCUCGCGCAUGCAAGGGAAUAUAAUCACAUCAUUGCCCCCCGUUUUUCGGGAGAUUCGAUCCUUUCCACCGAUGCAUCAAUGACAGGUACUCAAGGCAGCCCACCCGUAUUUGCUGCUACAACUGCCGAUGUCGAUGCCGCUAGGCAAUUAGAGCCAGAGAUGGGGGAAAGUCAGGGCAAUACAGCAGUAACAGAUCUCCCGACAAACUCCCUUCUCACUGAUGGACUAUGA